Messenger RNA from Spizellomyces punctatus DAOM BR117, 937 nucleotides. RefSeq lists its product as uncharacterized. Gene Ontology annotation, molecular function: structural constituent of ribosome. The transcript is spliced from 4 exons. Bases 121 to 846 code for a protein of 241 amino acids. Gene Ontology annotation, biological process: translation. Lineage: Eukaryota; Fungi; Chytridiomycota; Chytridiomycetes; Spizellomycetales; Spizellomycetaceae. The record is from RefSeq and is a predicted model, not a curated record. Gene Ontology annotation, cellular component: mitochondrial large ribosomal subunit.
CAGAGAUCAACAAAAUCCUCCGCAUGCCCUCCUGGCUUUAGGAAUCCUUAAGCGAACCUUGGACAGUUUCGAGUGAAGUUUAGCAAACGACGAUAGUUUUGCCUCUCAGUCGUCGACGAAAUGUUCCAACUCAAAUUUCUUAUUCCAAGAGCAGCUUGCCGAGCAGGAACAGUCCGAAGCUAUGCAACCGUCGGUGGAAUUCUGCAACCUGAGCGGGCGAGACAGGUUUUGGCCAACCCUAAGCGAACUCGACGCGGAAAUCCUGUGGACUUGCGUCGACUAUUCCUAUUCGAGCAGUACCAGGAAGUUCUAUCGUCUCGAGCUGUUUUUGUGAUGCAGAACAACAACUUGACAGCACAGGAGUACAGUGCGCUGAAGUCCGACUUUCGGGAGAAAGGUUUCGUAAUAGCAACCAUCCGUAACAACAUUUUUGGGGCUGUUAUUAGAGAUCGCGCGGCGUCGUUGAAAGCAGCAGAAGGGAAUGAGGGGGACUUGAGAAAGUUGGAAAUGCUACUGGCUGGGCCAUGCUGUGUAGCAUUUUCUAAUGCAACGGACGAAGACCGACCAACCUUGGCAAAGGACUUCACGGAGGUUGCGAAGAAGUAUAAAUCUAAACUGUUGGUAGUCGGUGCCAAGUUCGACGGAGGAGUGCUGACGGCGGAUCUUUUGUCGGAAGUUGUGAAGCUUCCCUCUUUGGGUCAGCUGCGGGCAGAACUGGCGGGAAUAUUGAGUCAACCUGCCCAAACUCUGGUUGGUUUAUUGCAGCGAUCACCACAAACCCUAUUGUCUACAUUGAAGCAACAUGAGGAGAACUUGCAGGGUGGGUCAGGGAAGGACGCAAACUAGAGUAGUGGGAGAAUUAGAAAUAGGCAUUGGGUGGUGAAAGAAUCUUACUUGACGGCACAUUGCACAUAAUAUAUUGCAUUAUUCGACAAAA